GUACGCCCUUGACAUAACUCAACCUCGCCUUAAAGUCAGGAAGCCGUAUGAGGCAGUGUAAUAGUAUUUAUAGGAUUUAGACUACAUUAAAGAAGAUGAAUGUACAAACUGAAUAUUAUAUCCGGCUUCUGUUACUUCUGGUGCAGUGUGGGAUGUUGGUCUGUAGAGGGAUAACAGAGAGAGAGCUGGCUGGUGUUGGACUAGACGUUCUCCUCAAACCUAAAGAACCAGAACUGAAGAGGAAGCUCCUUAGGUCUCAAUAUCUAAUACUGUUCCCUAAAAGCGCAAAGCCUCACGUCAAAGAUAUUGACAUCUCCCUGUUAACUGUCAUUAUAUUAGAUGUGUUGAUGGUUUCAACAACAGAAAAACAAUAUGUAAGAGAAAUAAAGAAUACGAGAAAUACACUGUCGCACAAUUCAACAGCCGCCCUUGAGGAAACGGAUUUUACCACCAUUAAAACUGAUCUGGAAGAUGCCUUGACAAAGUUGUCAUUAGGUCUUGAUGCGAAGAUACAGACUGAAUGCUCCAAGUUGAUACAGAAAUUCAUCAAGGAACCACUUGAUGAAUCAACAGCUUUGAAAUAUGCUAAACAAUUGAGGACUGAGGAUGAAUUAUUACAAGAUUUUGAAGGAAUGUUGGAAGAACAGUCAGAAGACAUUGUACAAGAAAUUAAAGCAUCGGAGAGUAGGCUUCAAAGUUCACUGUCAGAUUUGGGAGAACAUUUUUCAACCGAGUUACAGAAACUACACACUGGAUACACCUCAGAUGAUGUUACACACUUGAAAUUCCAUGAUACAUUGCCCUAUUGUGAACAAUGUAUUCAUGAUGAUAACAAAAAAACCUCUAAGUUCUUUUGUGAAGAUUGCACCCAGUUUCUGUGUUUAGAAUGCAGCCAAAGCAUUCAUGUUGAUGCACCUACGCACAGACGCUCGAGGAUAUUCAAGAGGAGCCCAAUCAAAAUAGAUGCUAAAGGUUAUGAUGUAUGCCACGAACAUAAAAGAAAUCUGGCAUACAUUUGUGAGUCACACAAUGAACUGUGUUGCGAAGAUUGCAGUAAAGAGAAACACCAAGGCUGUGAAACAAUCACAGCCAUUUCUAAUAUUGCUUCGCAGCCAAAAUUUAAUCCAGGGAUGGAAAUUCCACGGCUGCAAAAUGAAUCAAGUCUACUUAUUGCAUGGCUGUCUUCAGUGGAAUCCGAGGUUGAUAGGGAUGCAGAAAAUAUUGAUUCAGUGAUAGAAGAACGAAGAAAUACAUUGUUAAAAGCGUUCGAUGAUGAAGCACAGAAAGUGAAAGAGACGGCUGCUACCAUGAAAAGAAUGACAAAGAAGGAAAUAUCUAACAAAAGGAUGUCGUGCGAAGUUUUUAAUGAUAGAAUUAACAAAGCGAAAGUACGACUGAUCAAUAUGACAAAAUGUGGAACAGCAUGUCAGAAAGUAAUUGCACAAUACCACAUGGAGCAAUUUACAAAUACAUUCAAAUCUUUAAAAGAUAUAUCCUUUGUUUCUUUUCAACUUGGACAUUUUAAUGUUCCAAAUCCAAUUCUACAUCACCGUUCAUUUCAUGUGAAUGUUCCAGAAACCAGACCAGUUCAUUUGUAUCCCUGUGACCAAAUCAAAAUCACUAGUGCAGAUGACGAAAGGAUCCCAUUAUAUUCUGGUCUUGAUUAUUUGCCUGAUGGGAGAUUGAUUGUCGUAGAUAAUCAGAACAAGAAACUACUGGUACUUAGUGAGAAGUUGGUCGUCUUAGGUUCAUAUAAAUUCGAAUUUCAUCCACAGUGUAUUGUUGUUAUAUCUGAGGAUGAAGUGGCAGUUACAGUGGGAAGAUUCAAAAUGAUAAUUGUUCUUCAUAUCAGUAUAACAAAUAAGAUAUCGCAAGUUAGGAACUUCGAAAUAGACUUGCCAUGCUAUACAAUAUGUAUGAUUGAUGAUGGGCACUUUCUUGUAGGAACUUUUAACGCUACAAAGCCUGCUUGUAUUGUAUCUCUGGCAGGAGUAGUGGAAGAUAUAAAUCUUCCUAGAAAGGAAUAUGGAUUCAAUGAUUGUUUUUGUACAUUUCUCAGGGAUAGUAACAAACUUGUUUUUAGUCAAAGACACAAAAAUACGGUCACCAUAUAUGACAUUGCAACAAGGAAAAAUGUAACUGUCAAAGACGACAAAAUAAAAGAACCACGCGGUGUGGCAGUAGGGCCAUUUGAUUGUAUCUUUUUGUGUAGUAGACUUACACAAAGCAUUGUACAGAUUUCGCCUGAUGGGUGUAUCAUAACGUCUUUUAAAAUCGACAAUAUUUGGCCUUACAUGAUCUGUUUCUCAAAAAACAAAAGUACACUUGCAAUUUCUAAUAAUUCAAAACGCAAAAACGGUUUACAAGUAUUUAAGGUAGACUUUGGCAGUAAAUAAAGUUGAACAAGAUAUGUGUUCAUUUGAGGCACAUGCCCACCGCAACAUGGGAUUUUAGUAGCCAGUGUUAUCAUUUCUAUAGUUUUUGUAUGUAUGUUUUAGGUAUUUCUGUCAUACAUUACUGAAUUUAGAUCAAUAAAUGUUACGCGUACAUGCAAUAAAUAACUUAAGUCAGAUUGGAAAUGCUGCCACUUUCAACUUUGACAAAAUUACAAAGGUCUUGAAUACAUCAUAUCGUCUACUUAAGCAUGGCCUAAGGCUUUUUAUAAACAAUAUACAUUGUAUAGAGAAUGGUUCUACUUUUACACACACUGGCCUUUAAACUUAGUGAAGUACAAGAUGUAGAUUUAACAUUUACAUAAUUAUGUAUAAAAUAUGUUUAGUUUCUUAGUAGUAUUUUGAUUUCUUUUAAUUACUUUGUAAUACUUAUAUAGUCAUUAUUAUCAUAUUUAAAAUUUGUAGAAAAUGUUAAUAUUGUUUACAUGUAUCAUAAUCUAAAAUGUAUUUUUAGAAUAGUUAUGUAAAGGACUGAUAAACCUAAAACAUUUGUAAGUAAAUUAUGUUGGCUGUUUGUACAGAACAGAACAGAACAGAAACUUUAUUUUCAGACUUGUACAAAAUACAUCGUCUACACAAUACAAACAAUUAAAUAUAUUUAAGUAUAAGUCACAUUACAUAAUAAUAUCAUAGUCAAAUGUUAGCAAAGCAUAUGUUUUUAUUGCUUAAUUUAUAAUUCCGUUAAUACAAAACAUAUCAAAAUAUUAUCAAAGCAAAAUGUAAUCUAUAUUUAAAGUUAGACAUUAUGCAAUCAAUACUUAUUUAUCUACGCUAUGUUACACAGAGGAUUAACCGUGAAUUCAACGAUGUGUAACUGAUAUUCUCAUAGCCAAUGCUUCUCGUAUAUAACAAGCAAGGUUACGUAAAAUAAUCUUAUUAUCACUAUUUAAUAAUUCUAAAAAUUUAUACAUACUAGGUCUAACGUAGUAAAAUUUCUUAAUAUAUUUCUUUCUUAGGUCAUUGUAACAAGUGCAAACCAAAACAAAGUGGUACUCAUCUUCAGUCAGAUAAGUUGUUACAUACAGUGUUAUGUUAGCUCCCUCAGGGGUUUAGAUGUUCAUUUUAACAAAGCGCCUCAGGGAGUUUCAAAACAUUCUGCUGCUAUUUUUUGAAGAAGUAACAUAUCUUAAGUCUCUCUAAGGUUAAGUAAUUAAUUAUUGAAUUUAUUUUAGGCACUUUGGCAUUAAGUAAACCUUAGAGAUUGUCUAAAUUCACUGAAACAUUUUUGAUAAGAUUUGUAAGUAAUUUUAGUACAAUGUAAUUUCUUUUUACAGAAUUAAUUAAGAUUAAUUAAUAUCUUUGUGUUAAGUGGCUGCCAUCUUGAAUUGCUGAUCUCUAUUUUUGUUGAUAAAGAUUAAAACAGGGCUUGCUAUUGUUCAGAUUUAUUAGUUUAAUAAUACAAAAUCAUAUUAAGGUUAUUUUUCAUAUUUUCAGUUAUUACAUUUCAACUUGUUUAAAUCUUCUAUUCAAGUAGUUUAUUCUUAUAUUCAUAUUUUGGUUAUAUAAAAACAGUUUAUAUUAAAGUGAUUAUUGUAAACUUGUUUAGCUUUUAGAUAAGUGUAAAUAAAAACUUAGUUCAUUAAAGAUUUGGUUGAUACAUUUGUGUUUUAUUUAUCUU
Molecule: messenger RNA, 4071 nt
Organism: Ruditapes philippinarum (Manila clam)
Lineage: Eukaryota; Metazoa; Mollusca; Bivalvia; Venerida; Veneridae
Exons: 4
Coding region: 96-2396 (766 amino acids)
Molecular function (GO): zinc ion binding
Source: RefSeq, a predicted model, not a curated record